This is a messenger RNA of Prorocentrum cordatum, 665 nucleotides long. Lineage: Eukaryota; Dinophyceae; Prorocentrales; Prorocentraceae. The record is from the annotation of a GenBank genome assembly.
GCCGCGCGGGGCACGGCGCGGCGUGGCCCAGAGCGCCCUCCAGCUCAUCUCGGCGCCAGGGCUCCCGCAGCCCGCUGGUGAACUGGUACCUGCACGAGAUCGGCCAGGCGUUCGAGAUGGUCGACGCCGGCUCGGUGGACCGCUCGUCUCCAGGCUUUCCGAACCCUUUCGGUCAGAUCCCUGCGCUCCAGGACGGGGAUGUCAAGAUCUUCGAGUCUGGUGCCAUCCUGAUCUACCUCGCGCACAAGUACGGUGGGCUCGACUCCCCCGAGCUGCUGGCCGCUGUGACCAAGUGGAUCGUCUGGUCGAACGCCUCCCUGGACCCCGUGGUCUUCAUAGAGAACGAGCAGGGGCAAGUUCUGGACACUGGCCUCAGGGGCAGCCCGAAGCAGAUAAACCGCCUCGAGCAGCUGCUCGAGGGCAAGAAAUGGAUCCUCGGCGACGAGUUCUCCGUGGCCGACGUGGCCAUUGCGUCCUACCUGCUGUACGGCGUGAUGUUCUUCCCCGACGUGAACAUUGGCAAGUGGCCCAACAUUGCAAGGUACAUGGCGGCAGCUGCGCAGCGCCCUGCCUACGCGAGGGCGUUCGGGGAGAGGACCGCCCAGAUGCUGGCGGUGAAGUGCCAGGAGGCCCCCAAGGACGACAAGCUCUUCGGCAUCUUCUGA